Messenger RNA from Tauraco erythrolophus (red-crested turaco), 2834 nucleotides. The record is from RefSeq and is a predicted model, not a curated record. NCBI's taxonomy places the organism in Eukaryota, Metazoa, Chordata, Aves, Musophagiformes, Musophagidae.
AACUACAGAAUUCCACUAAAGUUAUAAAAGCAGCGAAACCCAGGACAAGGAAAUGCAGCAAGGCUGGUGAUUUUGGUGAUAUCACAAACUGGCCGACACCAAGCGAAAUAGCAAACAAUGAAUGUAAGACUGUAAGUCACAGUAAGAAGCCAACAAACAGGAGAGAAAAGGAGGAGAAAUCUGAUCAAAAAAGCAAUAAUGGAAUCAAGGACAACCCGGAGGCGAAGCCAGAUGGUCCAGGAGAUAAUAUUAGUGAAGACGAAGCUCAAACUAAUAACCAAAGGAAAAAAGGCAACAAGCAGAAAUGGGUGCCGCUCCACUUGGAUGACGUACGGUCAGACAGUCAAGACAGACCAGGCUCUCGAACUAGCUCGAGGUUUCUGCUGGAAACAAACAAGUUAAUACCUCAUAACAACAGACGGAAUGAGACAAGACAUUGGCGUCGUGAUAGAGAAAAGAGAGAUGAUCAUGAUGAAGUGUGCAGCGUGAGAAGUGAGGGUGGCAGUGUUCGCGGAUUCUCCAGAGGCAGAGGACGAGGACGAGGCAGAGGAAGAGGACGAGGCAGAGGAAACCCCAGAAUGAACUUUGAAUAUUCAGUUGGUUAUCAAGAACUGUAUGGUGAAGGAACUGACCAAAUAUUUCAACCUGAGCUUAAUGCUAGUGUGAUGUAUUACUAUGGUGAUGCAACAGGAGUGCAGAUGUAUUCUGUGGAUGAAGCACUUCUCAAAGAAUAUAUAAAACAUCAAAUUGAGUACUAUUUCAGCACAGAAAAUCUGGAAAGAGACUUCUUUCUGAGGAGAAAGAUGGACCAACAAGGAUUUCUGCCUGUUUCAUUGAUUGCUAGCUUCCGUCGGAUGCAAGCUCUGACUACAAAUGCUGCGCUCAUCUUGGAGGCCCUAAAGGACAGUACAGAAGUUGAAACUGUGGAUCAGAGGAUAAGAAAAAGGGUGGAUCCAGAAAAGUGGCCAAUUCCAGGUCCUCCUCCGUGCAGCCUGCCACCGACUGACUUCUCUCAGCUCAUUGAUUGUCCAGAAUUCGUACCAGGCCAAAUUUUUGGCUCACAUACUGAGUCUGCACCCAGUUCUCCAAGAAUGGGAAGCCCACUGAGUCCAAAGGAAAACACUGAAACGAGCAAUUUUCAGACAAUGUCUAAAGGAUUGUCUACAAGUUUGCCCGAUUUGGACUCUGAACCUUGGAUAGAAGUGAAGAAGAGGCAUCGUGCAUCCACGGUCAAACUAAAGGAAAGUGUUCCUAUACCUGAUCAAACAUCAGAUCAACAACAGCCACCUCCACCUCCAGAGGAACAAGAACAAGAAGAACUCGAUUUUUUGUUUGAUGAAGAGAUGGAACAAAUUCAAGGUCGGAAGAAUAAAUUUACUGAUUGGUCAGACAGCGAUUCCGAUUAUGAAAUUGAUGAUCAGGACGUAAACAAGAUUUUGAUUGUAACACAGACACCACCAUAUAUGAGAAGACAUCCUGGUGGAGAUCGUACUGGCAACCAUGUAUGCCGUGCAAAAAUUACAUCAGAACUUGCUAAAGUUAUUAAUGAUGGCUUAUACUAUUAUGAGCAGGAUUUGUGGAUGGAGCAGUGUGAAAAUGACACUAGGAUGAAGCAAGAGAUUGAGAACUUUAAGAAGCUAAAUCUCAUUAGUAAGGAAGAAUUUGAUAGCCUUGCACCAGAACCAAUUGCUGAUCUGACCCAAGAAGUUCCUCCAGGACCUCCAGGGUUACGGAAAGAUUUAGCAGAGGAACUGGCUUGUAAUUUGUUAAGUAUUGAAGUACCUCCAGCAGCAGCAAUAGCUCGAUCACUGCCAACAGCAGUUCCAGAUUCCCCCUGUGUUCACCCUGGCUUUGCCCCACGAACACCUCGCACCCCGAGGCUACAGGAUCCCAACAAAACACCCAGAUUCUACCCUGUUGUUAAAGAAGCACGAUCCAUUGAUGUAAAGACUCCAAGAAAAAGAAAAACACGACACAGUACAAAUCCUCCCUUAGAAUGCCAUGUUGGUUGGGUGAUGGAUUCCAGAGACCACAGGCCAAGAGCUUCAUCUGUGAGUAGUUCCAAUGCUUCACCUUCAGAAGGAGCUCCACUAGCAGGAAGUUACGGCUGUACCCCAAAUUCUCUUCCAAAAUUUCAGCAUCCUUCUCAUGAACUGUUAAAAGAGAAUGGCUUUACUCAACAGGUGUACCACAAAUAUCGUCGAAGGUGUCUAAUGGAGAGGAAACGGUUGGGAAUUGGCCAGUCCCAAGAAAUGAACACGCUUUUUCGUUUCUGGUCCUUUUUUCUGAGAGAUCACUUUAACAAGAAAAUGUAUGAGGAAUUCAAACAACUUGCUCUAGAUGAUGCAAAAGAACACUACAGGUAUGGAUUGGAAUGCUUGUUCAGAUUUUACAGCUAUGGCCUAGAAAAGAAAUUCAGGCAAGAAAUAUUCAAGGAUUUCCAAGAAGAAACAAAGAGAGACUAUGAAGCUGGUCAGCUAUAUGGACUGGAAAAAUUUUGGGCUUACCUAAAAUACUCUCAGCACAAGACUCCAGCCAUUGACCCCAAACUGCAAGAAUACCUUAGUAAAUUUAAGAGACUGGAGGACUUCAGAGUGGAUCCUCCUAUCAGUGAAGAAUCUGGCAGAAAAAGACCGGUUGCUGCAACAGGUGAGGAUUCAGGUCAUCGCAGACAUCAGUCUCAUUCUUCUAAAACACUUCUUGCCACUAAACCCACGGCUGCCUGUCAGCCCCAGGCACUGGGAAACAUGACCAGUGGGAAUACUGUGCAAGCGUCCAUAGGCCAUGACAACGCUGCCACAAAAUCUAUAGAAAGUGAUGUACCAGAAAAAUAG